AAAAUGGCGGAGUCGGAGGAGGAGGUGGACGUCUUGGUCCAAAGAGUUGUCAAAGACAUCGCCAACGCAUUUAAGAGGAACCCCAACAUUGAUGAGAUUGGUGUGAUUCCAUGUCCAGAGGCCCGCUACAACCGCAGUCCCAUUGUGUUGGUGGAAAACAAGCUGGGUGUUGAGAGCUGGUGUGUCAAGUUUCUGCUGCCAUAUGUCCACAACAAGUUGCUGCUCUACCGCCAACGCAAACACUGGUUAGACAGGGAAGCUUUAGUGGAUAUCACCUGCACUCUGUUGCUGCUCAACCCAGACUUUACCACUGCAUGGAAUGUCAGAAAGGAAUUGUUGCAGUGUGGAGUUCUUCACCCAGAGAAGGACCUCUACCUGGGCCAGCUGGCCCUUACCAAAUUCCCCAAGAGCCCAGAGACGUGGAUACACAGACGCUGGGUGCUGCAGCAGAUUCUGGAUCAGUUCCUUGCUGUGGGCCACAACAAGAAUCAGGAGCAGCAGGGUGAAGCAGAGCAGGCUAAUGCAGAGAGGAGCCAACAGCUCAGUGACCAUCUGGCCAGGACUCUCCACCAAGAGAUGAGGGUAUGCUCUGAUGCUGCCUGCCGCUAUCCCAGCAACUACAAUGCCUGGUCCCAUCGCAUCUGGGUGCUGCAGCACAUGGCCAAGGGCAAUGGCAAAGUUUUCCAUGAUGAGCUCUCUUCUAUGCGCCUGUGGGUGUCCAUGCAUGUGUCUGACCACAGUGGCUUUCACUACCGCCAGUUCCUGCUCCAGGAGCUGAUCACUGAGCACUACCAGACUCCAGCUUCUGCCACCAUCAAUGGUUCAUCCCAGCACUGGUCCAGCACAGUCCCCAGCAGCAGUCCCCACCAACACAGCUGCACUCAAACUAAUGGGGAGUUGUCAGGUGCUGAGGCAGCAAGUGAGGAUGAUGGACAGCUCAGCUUCACCACAGUCCUUCAGCUUUUUCAACAAGAGAUAGAACUGUGCUCAGACCUGAUUCAGUCCUUUCCUGGGCAUGAAACACUCUGGAGUCACAGGCGACAUGUCUUCUACUUGUGGAACCAGUGGAAGAGGGAGCAACAGCAUCAGUGCAGUAGCAGAGGAGACAACAAGUCAAUCCACCUCAAUGACUCUGAUCCAGGCAUGUCGGAGGUCAGCCCUCAAAGCUAUGCAGGCCGGGAGGAGAGUGUAAAUGGUCAGAGGCAUGCCAGUGAACCUAUGGAGGUAGACAGGGUGUCCUUGCCAAACCCACAUGACAGCAAGCGACUGAAGAGAGGCGUCCUGCUGCCCGGCACCCUCACCCUGACCUCUGAGCACAGCUUUGUAAACAGUAUUUUGGACAGCUGCUGUAACCCUGAGCAGAGACGCUUCGCCGUGGCAUACAAGAAGUGGUUAGACACUGUUAUUGGCCUGCAGUCUUGAGAGAGCGAACAGUUGGCCCCAUCCUUUCUCAACACUCAAGUUGCCUUUAGACUUAGAUUUAGGAUCAGCUUACCUUCCUGUAGUGCUGAUUUGAAUUUAUUGUACUUCAAAUGCAGUGGUGACUUUAAAAACCAGUCAUGGGGCAGCCUAUUUACUGUCCUAUCCUCCUGACAGGAGGUAGAGAGGAUGAGGAUAGGAUCUUUUUCCUCAGAAAUAUCUGGAUUCUCUUGAGCUUCAUCUGAGCCAGUACCCCUUCAGAAUGGAAAUCUGCCCACCGUGUGUCUGUUAGUAGAUUCUUUUCUUAUUUCAGGUGUUUCAAUGCCUCAGGUUGAGUUCCCUCAUUUUAUUUUAUUGCCAGCAGGUGUUCUUCUGCACACCUUACUUCAUUUCUGUUCAAGGAUUUCAGCAAAGAAAUGAAACGAAGCUGCCACAGAUGCAGGGACAAUGUCAGCUUUGAGAGCAGAACAGAGUUUACAUUCUGUUUGACUUAUUCAAAUAAAAUUGUUGGACAAGACAUUAUACAUUACUGAAUAAAACAUAUAAAGGAAUGAAUAGAAUGUGAACCUGUUUUAAUAUUUCAAAACUUGUUAAACCUCCCUUUUACAAAUCUAUUGUCUCUGGUAGCAAAAGCUCUUUAAAGAAAAGUUACAUGUACAUGUUUUGGAGGGGAAAACUGCAAUUAUGAAAUAAAGAUAUAUUUUUUAAAGGG
This is a messenger RNA of Stegastes partitus (bicolor damselfish), 2131 nucleotides long. RefSeq names its product protein prenyltransferase alpha subunit repeat containing 1 (gene ptar1). NCBI's taxonomy places the organism in Eukaryota, Metazoa, Chordata, Actinopteri, Pomacentridae. Gene Ontology annotation, molecular function: protein prenyltransferase activity. Gene Ontology annotation, biological process: protein prenylation. Bases 4 to 1422 code for a protein of 472 amino acids. Gene Ontology annotation, cellular component: cytoplasm. The transcript has 7 exons. The record is from RefSeq and is a predicted model, not a curated record.